Messenger RNA from Vollenhovia emeryi, 5314 nucleotides. RefSeq names its product cysteine-rich hydrophobic domain-containing protein 2. Lineage: Eukaryota; Metazoa; Arthropoda; Insecta; Hymenoptera; Formicidae. The transcript is spliced from 4 exons. Bases 521 to 1018 code for a protein of 165 amino acids. The record is from RefSeq and is a predicted model, not a curated record.
CCGCAGUGCGCGUCGUGCUGCAUCGGUGAUCGGUGGAGCGAGUGGCGACAUUAUACACGUACACGCGAACGCUGGCGGUGGACUGGUAUCGCAACCGUCGUCGUCGUCGUCGCCGCCGCCGAGAGUGCGCCUAGCAGCUGGCCUAGCUCGGUCCCACGACGGAGAUGCUCGUCGUUCGCGAGAAUCGCGACGGAGCGAGCGUGACGACUUGCCGGAAGCCCACCGUCGCGAGAAUCGCGGCGGGGAUGUGAGCGAGAGGAUCGCGCUCGCGAGAGCGCCGCACGUCGUCGUCGCCGUCGUCGACGACCACCACCACCGGCAACCACGACGACCUGGCCGGCCAGUCGCGAAGGGAACAAGAGGCGCGCGCGCGCGCGCACAACACGUCGCGGCGGCCGUUGUUGUCGUCGCCGUCGUCUUCCUCGUCGUCGUCGUCGUCGUCGUCGUCGUCGCUCAAACGCGGCUGCAUAUACGCGCGACUCGCGUCCACGGCAGGCGGCGGGCCCGAGGGAGGAGCGCGAUGGCGGACUUCGACGCGAUCUACGAGGAGGAGGAGGAGCACGAGCAGCACCUGGAGGAGCGCUACGUCGCGAUGGUACCGGACCCCAUCGUGAUCCGCGGGGCUGGCAACAUGACUGUAUUCGGUCUCAGCAACCGUUUCGAGUCGGAGUUUCCUAACGGCCUCAUGUCCCGCGUGGCUCCGGAGGAGUUCAAGGCGACUGUUAUGAGAGUGAACAGUGUAUUGAAAAAGACUUUACCCGUUAACGUUAAGUGGUUAUUCUGCGGUUGUGUAUGCUGUUGCUGUACCCUAGGAUGUUCCCUGUGGCCUGUCAUUUGCCUGAGCAAGAGGACUCAGCAUUCGUUAAACAAAUUGUUAGAAUGGGAGAACAGUAGGCUCUACUACAAACUCGGUUUACAUUGGAGGUUGGCGAAGCAAAGAUGCGACAGCUCCUCCAUGAUGGAAUAUGUUCUCUUGAUUGAAUUUAUUCCGAAGAUUCCGAUCUAUAGGCCCGACUAAGCAAUGCGGAGUUUUGCAAAGAAUCAGUGCAACACAUGCAGAGAAGAUAAAAGUGCCGCUACGACGUAUAGAUACUUUCUGGUACUUAUGUAAUACAUAUUUUUUGUAAAUAUCACGGGUAGGAAUGCACAGUACAAUAAUUCAACGUAUAACGGAGAAUAGAUAACGUCUUGAUUACAGAGAGGAGAGGACAGCCGCUAUUUCUUCGCGAUUAAUUCACACAAAAAAAAAACUAUUGCAUACAAAUCGGCUGAUUAUUUUCUCGGAAAUAUUCUUUGUUUGUGUGCACUAGAUGCGAUUAUAUUUUUAAACUGUUUGCGCUGGAAACUACUCGACAGCUUUCAUUUUUAGGUUUAUUCAGUUGUUGCAAAAAAAAUCUCAUUCUUUUUAUUUUUUAUGUUUUCGCUGUGAGGGAAUGCCGUCAACUUGAAGGUUAUUUGGCGCAUAAAGUUUUUAUUUUUUUUUUACCGAGUUCCUCGUUUGGUAAUCUACUCGUCAACUAGAAUUUAAGCUUUCAGGUAAGAAAUUAAUCUGAUUCAGUACAACGAACGUAUUCAAGUACGAAUAAUAACGUCAAAAUGAGUCACGCUAAUCAAUGUGUCUAAUCGCGCGUGAUGCAACACGCGCGCGCGCUCAUAUUGUACAUACGUACGUGUACAUACAUAGAAACUUAUUUUAUCUGUAGGUUAAUUUCUUACCACGGUGAUAUUAGAAAGUAUGAUAUGUAAAGCGCAGCUUUACCAUCCACAAAUUUGACGAGAUAUUUUAACACGAAUCAUCACCAAUGCGCGUGGUCACGCGUGAUUAAGAACGUAGUCUUUAGAAGAGUUGUAGAUAAUAAUCGCUGAUAAAUGUAAAACAUACCGACAAGACGAAAAUUUUACUUGCGAAACGCACCAGUCUGUAAUAGAGCAAACAGUACACAGCUGUAGAACAGCAUCAGCGUAAUUAUUGGGUGCAAAGGGACACAGGGAAAUAUAUUGUAGAAGACUGCCAUGAAUGAGCCCGUUGAUUUUUGUUUCUCGAUGAAAAGCAUUAUCAGUUUUUAUCGCGUACACCGUCGCAUAAUCUCGUGUUCGCGUGACCCUAGAAGAAUGAUGAAAAUUUGACGCGCGGGCACGUUUUCGUUAUCACAUAAUAAAUUAUAAUUUUUCGAAUAAUAAUACAUUUUAAUUUACUUAAGUGGCACUGCUAUCGUAGUACUGUUUACUCUAUUCUUAUUAAUAAUGUACCGUUUCUCGUGUAAACCAGGGAUAGGAUACUGAAAUAUCGGAACGUCUCUCACAAAAGAAUUUUGUUGCGUAGGCACUAUUUUGCAUUACAGUUGAACGUUCCGCACGGACAUUUCUCUACUAACAGCUCGUCUAAACGUGUGAUAAUGCGACUGCUAUCAACUCCGCGUUACUUUCGCAUUAACGGACAGUAGAUCGAGCAAAUUCACUCAUCGCCCAGGCGCCAGCGCAAAACAUUAAAUGGUUGUAGAAAAGUACGCAAAAGCAUGUGAAAAUACUGCAAGUGUUUCUGUUGCUGUUCAGUGGCUGUGAUCGAGAACAAAAGACUAGUUUUGAAUUCGAAUGUGUAUCGCAAGCAGCUACACAUAACGCCCGUGCUUUAUCUCAUGCGGUUCUACACGUUAAAGCCUUUUAUAGAAUACCAGAUUUACUCUGUUUCUCUAAUAUUUGUACUUAUUCUAUAGAGUAAUUAAGUCAAAGUAACAAGCGUUGCAUUAGAGGCGUCUGUGUCAUAUACAUAGAUUAAUACGAGUGCUAUAUUGCCAUAUCUGAUUUCAAUCAUAAAUACCAGUAGGCAUAGUCCAUUUAUCAUUAAUACAUUGAGGAAAAUGAAAGCAAAACAGAUCUAUUUAUAUAGAUUCUCAUUUCAAUGAAUAAAAUAUAUAUUGUGGAACGAUUAUACUCCCGAUGAUCUGUUGAAUAGUUGAUAAUACGUCGAAUAUAAUAAAAGCGUCACGAGCGAUCGUAAAAAUCACAUUGUCAUAUUUUCGGACACGUGUGUACAGGCGAAUUGUUAUACGAUUAUUAUUCUUCCGAUAACUCUAUAGGCAGACAGAAGUAUCGAUAUUUCUGUAUGUAAUAUCCGUUUAAUCAAUCCAUUGAACAAAUAUUUAAGUAUAUAUACAUACAUAUAUAUAUAUAUAGAAAUCGAGAUACACUGUGUAAUGGAAUCAUGCGUAUGUGCUUUCCAAACCGGCUAUCGCGAUCCUCUUGGUAGCGUAUAAUAAAAUUAAGGCUGUGUUGAAUCGGUCAAAGCGAGGGGGCGCAGAAUAUGGUUCUAAACUAUGCUUAAAAACAAUUCUCGCGUAUUUCUAAGAAUGAGAAUUACUUAACGUGCCGACAAAUGGAGAUAGAUUUUAUUCCGUUUUCCUCGCGUUUCUUUAAAUACGGUCUAAUCGUUCUCUCUUGAAAUACAUACACCAAGCAUCGGAAGAAAUGCAUGUAACGUUAACCACGCUCAGUUUGCAGAUAAUGCAAUUACAGAUACACUUAAUUUGUUAAUUUAUUAAUAUUUUAAUAUACAGUUACAAGGCUACAUAUGCUAAAAAAAAUAAUUGAGUCUCUAUGGCUAAUAAUAUGCAUACAUAUAUUGUCUAUGCGAAAAUUUGCAUUGUCUUUCCUUCGCUUAGAUCAUAAACUACGCAGAUUCUGUUAGAAAAAAGUUAAAGAAUUGUUUUCCGUUGGAGUUUUUCAUCCUGCACAGAUCAAUAUUUUAAAUACCAGGACAAGAAGUAAUAUUAAUUAUUACGAAUAAUAUGAUAAUGUAACAAGGAAAUAAUUAUAAAAACUAACUGUUUAUUUUCAAGAGAAGAAAAAGAAGCAAAUUGUCUGUGUAGAUAAUAGUCUAUCUAGAUUACGAUACACAUGACGACACAUAGUUUGCAUAGUACACGUAGAUAUGGAUUAUGAUUGAUGUUUUACGCUUUCCUUGGACGGUUGAUUUAAUAACGAAACUCACUUCGGAAAUUAUGCACUUUUAAGCGAGUACGCUUCCACAGUCUGAGACUAUUUUUCCAAUUCGCGUUGCUUUGCAGAAAAGCUCGGUUGACAUUGUGCAUGUUUGAACGGAGAAAGAUAUCAAAGCAUCGCUCGACAAAGAUUCUUCGAUUUGCUCAUAUCAUUCGAUGCAUCGUACACUCGUGAAUGCCCAUAUAAACAUGUAUUUAUUCUGAAUUGUAAGAACAAACGGAUGUAUACCGCAGGGAGAAGCCAAUUAUUCGAAAUUACUUUUUAGAUCUGGUUCAAUUAUUAUUACUUGAAGAGGAUUGAAUAUAUCACUCUAAGGAAUGGAAAUAUUUUUUCAAUAAGAAACGUUUUUGCGUGCGGAUAAAUAUUGACGUUAAGGCGUAAGAGUAAUAAUAUUAUAAAUAAGACGACGAAUCCGCAAGGGAAUGUAUACAGCGAAGCGAGAUUUAUAUUGACGAUUACAUCGCAAAACGUCACAGGAAAGUAAUAUAUUUUUGAUAUUUUUGAGAAGAGAAAACAUGAGUAUCGUAAUGAUUAUCGGGAAAUUUGAAACUAUAAAUUUGCUGUUGAAUUUACGUUCCGGAUUGAAUAACUUUUUUUUAUACCAAUUGCGUGUACCACGAGGAUAUCGGAAAGAUGACGACAAAUUAAAUCAAUACGAGUAAAUUACAUAACAUCGCAUAUCAUGUUACACGUUACACUAAACUAAAUACAUUAGUUACAUUAGACGUAACUUGCCAAAGCAUUUAUUUACGUAACACUUUUAACGUUCAAGUCAAUAGACGAAUUGUAGUUGCAACGCAUCCUCGGUGCAAGAGCGGCUAAAUAGUGAAAUUAUUGUCAAGCUAUCGUGGUUUCAAACAUGUGCCUUUUACUCGUGAAUUUGUGUGAAUCAUAUAAAUGUAAAUAUUAUAUGUUAAUAAUACAUAUUAAGAAAUAUAUUUGUAUAGAAUGAGAGUGGUUCCUAUACAUAUUGCGCAUAAUAAAAUAAUUACCCAAGCUCGCGAUAUCGUUGCACGAGAUUACACGACGAAUCGAAAUAGCAUAUCAUUAAUUCACAAUGGAUGCAGACUAUCCUCUCGGAGUAUCAUAACAUUGAGGUGCGAAAGUGUGAGAUGUGACAUGAGAUAUACGUAAAUAUAUUGUUUCAAGCUUUUGGUUUAACAGUCGACAUAACGCGCGAUUUACUAUAUGACGACUAAUUGUUUUCCGCUACGAUUAUCUUUUAUACACACCGUUUGUUAGCCAUGUAAAUUUGUGUAACUGUGUUAACUGUUUUUCAGUUUGAAAAUAAAAUAUACGAUUGUAUUAUACAACA